UCGCCAAAUUCGUCAUCUACAAUGAUUCAAAUAUCAAAAAACAGAAGUUCGAAGAACAAAAUCUAAAACGUUCAUUAUCAUUUCCCCCUGUAUAAAAGCGCGCUCACGGUGAAAAUAAACAAAGGAAACGAUCUCCCCCGAAGUAGAGCAGAGUUUCUGUCCGAAUUAUACCGUGUCCCUAUCAGAUUUUCAGUGUUCGUAAGCGGAAAGUCGGAAUAAUGUUGUGAGUUGUGAGCUUGAUAUAAUAGGAAUAAACGGAAAUAAAAAGAGUUGAAAAAACUGAUGAAUAUGUUACUCUGAUAAAAAUUCGCUAGUGGAAAUUCCUCAUUCAAAAAUGCAGAAGGCAUCUUCUUUGAGGAACAGGAUCGGCAAGGAAAAACUGUACAAGUAUUUGGACGAUGAAGAAGAAAAAAUCAAAUCGUACAAGCCAAUACCCCUACGCCAUUUCAUUUAUUUUCUGUUAUUGAUAGUGAUAGUAUUCAUUUUAGUCAUAAUUGUAGAAAAAAGGUUACCAAAAGGAUUGAGUAUCGACGAAGAGAAAGAUCAUCCUAAUAAAUUCAUAGCAGAAAGAGCUCAUAUUAUUUUGAGGGAACUGACCAGUGUAGGACCGAGAAUAGCAGGAAGCUACGAGAACGAAGUUCUAGCCGUCAAUUAUCUAAUUAAUCAAACGAAAAAAAUACUUCGUGAAGCGCACGAUAACCAUGUGAUAGAAUUAGAUGUUCAAAAAACGAGCGGCGACUUCAACUUGGAGUUUUUGGACGGUAUGACGAAUGUUUACAGGGAUAUGCAGAAUGUGAUCGUUAAAGUGGGAUCGCGCAUCAAGUCUCCUUAUAGCUUACUCAUCAACUGCCACUUUGAUACUGUUAUAAACAGCCCAGGUGCGAGUGAUGAUGGUGCCGGAUGUGCGGUAAUGAUGGAAAUUCUGAGGGUGAUAACAAAAUCCGAUAAAAUUCUUAGGCAUAAUAUAAUAUUUUUAUUCAAUGGUGGUGAGGAAAACUUCAUGCCAGCCUCCCAUGGCUUCAUCACUCAACACAAAUGGGCUAAAGAGAUUCGUGCCUUUAUCAAUUUGGAAGCUUGUGGCGCAGGCGGUAGAGAAAUUCUCUUCCAGGCCGGUCCUUAUCAUCCGUGGAUUAUGGAAACCUAUUCUGAGGAAGUGCCUUAUCCAUUUGCAUCGUCACUGGCUCAAGAAAUCUUCCAAAGUGGUGUUAUUCCAGGCGAUACAGAUUAUCGCAUAUUCAGGGAUUUCGGCAACCUUUCAGGACUGGAUUUCGCUUGGUCAUCGAAUGGAUAUGUUUAUCACACAGAAUUUGAUUCCCUAGAACAAAUACCUCUGGGUUCUCUGCAGAGAACUGGCGACAAUAUUCUGGCUUUAGCCGUUGGUAUGGCACAAGGGCACCAGCUAUCUAACGUUGAAGAAUAUAAAGCAGGAAAUUUAGUAUUUUUUGACUUCUUAGGAGCCUUCGUUGUUCGAUGGUCCAUGGAAGUCGCCGACUUAAUCAAUAUUUUAUCUGUGAUCAUUUCCGUAUAUUCAUUGUAUGCCAAUAGCAAAACAAUGGAAGCUAGUGACUAUUUAACCAAAAAAAACUAUGUAAAAAAAUUAUUUGGAUGUGUAGGCAGUGUUCUAUGGUCCUGGGUAUCAGCAUUGUUAGGCUGUUUAGCUGUUGCGCUUCUGUUGAAUAGUAUAGGACCUACAAUGAGUUGGUAUGCUAAUCCAGUAUGGAUUUUCUUUUUAUAUGUGAUACCUACAUAUACCGCUUGUAUGUUGACAAUUUACUUACAUGCCAGUUACUUCAACAAGGAUUUGAUAUUAUCUCCUUGGACGCUUUUCCAACUUUAUUUCGACUCAUAUCAGUUAUUAUGGACAGUACUUCUUGCCCUUGGAGUGAUGGCGGGAAUACGAUCAAGCUUUAUACCUCUAAUGUGGGUUAUAGCCGCAACGGUGGAAAACCUUGUCAAAACACAGCUCUACAAAAAAUGGAGAGAUUCUAAAUGGCUGCUGCUCCAUAUUGGAGUGAUGGGAUUGCCCUUUGUUCAGGGAUUUUACUUAACACUAAGUGCUCUCUACCUUUUCAUACCCAUAAUGGGCAGAGCUGGCUCUGCCUCCUAUGCCGAAUACCUCAUCGCCAUCAUGGCUAGUUUGCAAUUUUGCGUCCUUCUUUGCUUCGCAGUACCGAUAAUACUGCUAGUCCAGAAGAUGAAGAAAAUCUUCUCUUUGCUGAUGGGAGUUAUUCUUCUAUCCAUAGCCGUGCUUCUCCUGACACCACUUGGGUUUCCGUAUUCCGGUAAUCCCAAUUGGCUGGCUCCUCAGAGAUUCAUGAUUCUUCAUUCGCAGAGAAUAUAUCGUGGUAUUUCUGGAAGUGUGGAGAACAAUACCUCUGGGUUCUGGAUCGUUGACAUGGACAUCAACAGUCCCCACAGUGUUGAUAGAUAUGUACCCGAAAUGAGAAAUGCUGUAUCUGUCAAUCAGGACUGCCGCGAUUACCUGUAUUGCGGUCUGCCUUAUCUGGUUCCAGUUCUGAAUAUGCUGGGAAAAACGCACUGGAUUCCAACUACUAGUGCUCCCAAAACAACCCCUAUUGUUAUGAAAUAUAAUAGGGAAAAUAUUACGUCCGGCCAACGUCUACAUUUGGAGAUACAAGGUGCGAAUCAUGUCGGAAUAAUGAUUUCUCCAGUUCCCGGUGUCGAAUUGAAGACCUGGAGCUUUAAUUCCAAACAUCCCUUGGCAGGACCCAAGUGGAAUGGCAGGGAAACAUAUUUCAUUUACUACGCCCAUGGCUUAACACCAAAACCUCUGAACUUCUCGUUGGACAUGAAGGUACCUUCUGAUCACAAGGGCUACAUAAUGGAUUUUGCAGUGAGUACACACAACCUAUUCGGAGAGGGAAGAAAGUCAGAAUCUCUAAAGAAAUUUGUCAGCCAAUUUCCUAGAUGGACUACAGUCACAUCCUGGACUGCCACUUACGAAUCAUGGUUACUUUGAUGAUUUAAUUUUGAUAUAAACUACGACAAGUUAAUUUUUCGAUUCAUAAGUCUGGAAGAAGAAAUUUAAUAUGUAUUAUUAUCUUUUAAAUUUCGAUCAAUCGAUCAAAUAAUAUUCCAAAUUGUUUUUUGUUACGGUUGUUAUUCUCAACAGCUCUAAUCAAGAGGAUUGGAAUAUUUAGUGAAGGCUUAAACAGUUGUUCUUACAAUAAUAAAGAUUUACUCUAUUAUA
This is a messenger RNA of Coccinella septempunctata (seven-spotted ladybird), 3211 nucleotides long. RefSeq names its product endoplasmic reticulum metallopeptidase 1-like. The record is from RefSeq and is a predicted model, not a curated record. NCBI's taxonomy places the organism in Eukaryota, Metazoa, Arthropoda, Insecta, Coleoptera, Coccinellidae. The transcript is spliced from 11 exons. The coding region runs from base 335 to 2980 and encodes 881 amino acids. Gene Ontology annotation, molecular function: metalloexopeptidase activity. Gene Ontology annotation, biological process: proteolysis.